Messenger RNA from Acanthaster planci (crown-of-thorns starfish), 1109 nucleotides. It is a transcript of the gene ier3ip1, whose product is annotated as immediate early response 3 interacting protein 1. Lineage: Eukaryota; Metazoa; Echinodermata; Asteroidea; Valvatida; Acanthasteridae. Gene Ontology annotation, biological process: endoplasmic reticulum to Golgi vesicle-mediated transport. The record is from RefSeq and is a predicted model, not a curated record. Gene Ontology annotation, cellular component: endoplasmic reticulum membrane; COPII-coated ER to Golgi transport vesicle; Golgi membrane.
UACGGGUACCGGGUUAGAUAGACUUGAUGUAAUGUACAUUGCAUUGUAGAUCAUGUAUACAUAAACUGUUAAUAAUAAAAUUUCAAAGCAUUCAGAAUGGCAUUUGGACUGUACUCUUUAAUUGAAGCUGCUCUCCUUUGUGUAAAUGCAGUGGCAGUGCUAAAUGAGGAAAGAUUUUUGAGCAAAGUGGGAUGGGGAGGUGACCAGAGCGUCGGUGGGUUUGGUGAAGAGCCAGGGAUGAAGGCACAACUCAUCAAUCUGAUCCGGUCCAUAAGAAUCGUCAUGAGAGUGCCGUUGAUAUUUUUAAACUCGGGCGUCAUCGUGCUGAAACUUUUAUUUGGAUAACGAUGAAGGCCGACAUGGAGGCAAAACUGUCCUUGAAGAACUUUAUUGGGAGGAAAAAACAUCCAAGGGAGGUUCAAGAACUAAUAACUGAACGUGGCACUGUAGCAAAAGGAGGAAGCCGAUUCCAAGAAAUGACUUUGAUUGCUCAGCAGCAAGGCAUAGGGAGGGAAUGUUGUGCAUGCCUGUAUGGUAGCAUGGACUUGCCAAACUUUGAUGAGGUUUGCCUGAUUGCAGCUUUGAACAUAUUGGAAAAUGCAUUCGGACCAUACGGAAUGGAUUGGGCAGUGCCAAGAGUAGAUCUAAACCAAUUUUUUUUGGGGGGGGGGGAUAUUGGUACUUCAGUACAUGUAUAUUACCUUUUAUUUAGAAAAAUCGCUUGUCAUUGUUUUGAACAUAAAAAAUACCAAACUUUGGCCAUUGUUAUCCUCAUCCCUGUCUGUCCUUUGAGAAAACGGCAUGCUUCAUUGCUUAGUAUUAAAAAACCAGGUCUUUAGACUGCAUGCAGUGGGAUGUCUCUGUAAUAAAAAAAGAGAAGUUGACUUUCUUAGCCUUGUCAAUUACAAACAAAAUCUAGUGGUUGAUUCAUUUCCGUUCAUCACAGUUGUGAAGAGUUUUAAUUACUACUUAGUACAGGUACUCAAAACAUGCACAAAAGGUCUGUAUGUUGAAGGUACCAGGGGUGAGAGUUCUCAGCUUUUUAGCUGAUUUCAGCUUUUUUUUUCUUUUGGAUUUCAGCUUUUUUUCCGCACUGGCUGUGUACAAAA